This is a messenger RNA of Dreissena polymorpha, 3441 nucleotides long. Its product is annotated as protein CDV3 homolog. The record is from RefSeq and is a predicted model, not a curated record. The transcript has 5 exons. The coding region runs from base 105 to 890 and encodes 261 amino acids. Gene Ontology annotation, cellular component: cytoplasm. Lineage: Eukaryota; Metazoa; Mollusca; Bivalvia; Myida; Dreissenidae.
ACCUGGAAUUCCGUUUCCGGUACACGAGCGAACUGGAUGGCUUAUUACGCAAAAAGCAGAAUUUCGUGUUGUUUAAAGGCCCGAUAGGCAAUAAUAUAUAAACAAUGGCUGACGACAAUUUAGAUGACUUCUUUGCAAAGAAGGACAAAAGCAAGAAGAAGACAAAGUCAUCAAAACUAACUCCAAGUGACAUUCUAGCAAAAUCGGAAGAAUCUGUCAAAAAAGAGAAAAAGUCGAAAAAAGACAAAGACAAGACACAGUCUUCAAAUUCGUCCACAAUAACAGACAUUUCAGGAUUAAUUGUAAACCCCAAAGAGGAGGAGGAAUGGAAGGAGGUGGAGGAGGAGAAGGAAAAAGAUUACUCUGGACUGCGGAUAGCCAACCUGCAGAUCGCAGACAAGGUUGAAGAGGGUGAGGAGGAGGGAGAUGAAAACCAGGAUGAGGAUAACGAGGAUGGGGAGGGGAAAGAGCGCCGAGACAAGGGAGAGCAGGGGCCCUGGAAGAGCGGGGCCACAACUGUACCUACAGCUGUACAGCCAGAGCACCCAGCUACCCCUGUAGAAGAGCCAAAGAAGGAGGAGCCUAAGCCGACAGGAAAGUACGUGCCUCCUAGUCAGCGUGCGGCGGCAGCUGCGGGGGGAACCACCACCCCCUCGGGCCCCACUGUGCCCUCUCACCUGCGGAGGAAGAAGGAGAUGCCCAACCUGAAGAGUGAGGAGGAGUUCCCCACCCUUGGAGGCAAUGCCCCACCCAUUCCAGUCGAUAGGUACGUUCUCUCAGUUGUUUGUUCCUUGGAGCCAAUGCCCCACCCAUUCCAGUCGAUAGCGAUCCAACCACUUUUGAGCGUGUACAGCACGGUGGUAGACAGAUUGACGACCCCACUAAGGUAACUCAACAGCUCUCCCUAGGAAACAAGUUCUCAGCUCUACAAGAUUGACACAACCAAAAUACUUAGUGGCACCAGUGCAGAUUGUGUUUUGAAAUACAUAAAUGUCAGUUGUAUAAUUUCAAGUAUCGCUGAUUAUGUUUGGAAUUUAUGUGAACAUUGCUUGUGAAAUGUUCAUAAAACUGAAAAACGUUGUUCGGGCCCAUUUGUAGUGUUAAGUAAUCAAUAUCUCUCAAUCGCUUAAGAAAUGUGCUUAUUUUGAAAAUGAAACAGUAGUAACAACAUUGAGUUUUAUAGCUUGUGUUAAAAGUUAAAGGGGGAAUCUUUGACUUAUUUGAUACUAAAAUAUGUACCUACUGCCUAUUGGUAUAAGUGAUUACGAUUUUGCAGAAGAGCAUGUUGCUUAAAUAAGAAGAAAUCACCAAUAUUUUGAUUUCAAAGGUCAUGGAAUUAUUUGAGACAUAUUCUGGGUAAAUAAGGCUUAAUGCAUGUGUGUAAAGUGUCAUCUGAGAUUAGCCAGUGCAGUCUGCACAGUCUUUUGAGUAACAAUUCUUUCAAUGUAAACUGGAUUUUCAUUUUUAAGAGGCUUCCUUUAAAUGAUGAAUUCCAUAAAAGUAUAAGUGUCAUCCAUAAUUAGCCUGUGCUGACUGCACAGCCUAAUCUGGGACGUUAUUUUAGGACAUGCAUUUAGCCUGCAUUUUCACAAGACUCAUUUUUUUCUUUCAAAGGUUAUGGUAUUAUUUAAUUUUGUUUCAGAUCGGGUUCUUUAGCAUGGUUUGUGUAAUCAAUUUUAUGGAAAUUGUCAUGAAAUUUUUUCUACAUUUUCUUGAAUUUUUAAAGGAUCUUCUAGUAUUAAAAUACUCACUUUUUGGUAACAUAUUGUCUCAUUUAUGAGUGCUUAAUAAGUGUCUGUAGCAUCAAGAAUAAGCAGAAUUAGUAGAAAUACAGUAAUUAAUAUCAUACUUUCUUGGAAUUUUUUAGGAGUUAAUUCAAACUUCAGGAAAGACUUGUUUGUCAUGUUUACUCUUUAUACUGAUAAUAAUGUGGGAAAUGAUAGCAAAAUUUGUAUAUUUUUUCUUAUCUGUUAAAUGUUUGAAAAAUAUUCUUUUCUGUUCAAAAUUGUAUUUAAAAAUAUCAAGUGUGUAUAUGAACAUAUUGGAUAUUGCUAAAUGUUGGGGUUUCUUGAUAAUAAUUUAAACCAAUGUCUUGCAUAUUCUGUGCUAAUUUGUUAUGUGCUUUAGGUAUGUUGCGAUUUAAUUAGUGGCAUGUUUAUGGUUUUUGUUUUGCAUAGAGUAGAAUUCAUUAGUGGAAGCCACAAAUCACUAUUUGUUGUACAUGUAUUUCAAAGCUCUUGGAUUUUUUUUGUGGAAAAGGCAAAAAGUGUGCAUGAAUACUGUAGGACAAACUGCACACAAAAUGACGACUUUUUAUGUGGAAAAAGAUGUAAUGUAAUAUUAUUUAGUUUAUUAUGAGCAAUCGCAGCCAAUUGUUGGUAUCCUGAAUAUACAUGUACUUUAGUAAAUAUUCUGACUCAAGUAAGAGUUUUUCUUUAUUUCUAAAGUUUGAGAAGGAAAUGUGCAUAUUCUAAUAGCUGAGAUUUAAAAAUGUUUGUGCUACAACAUUAACAAUACUCAGAUGAGUGGAAACUCAGAUCUUAUCUUUUGAGUUGAGCUAAAGAGUUCAGAAUGUUAAUGAUUCUCGGCACAGGUGGAUACACAAACUUUCUCUGGCCCAGAGGCGACAUUGUUACAGUAUAAAGAAUAUCCCAUGUAUUCUGUGUUCUUCUGUAUAAACUGUGGACUAAGGCACUUGAUGGCAUUACCAUUUUGUAUCUGCUUCCAUAUGUGCCAUGGGGGGGGGGGGCUAAGCAUGAUUGACAUCAGCAGAUUCUUCCAUCAUAUGGGUGUUGUGUCUUGUAAAUUGUUUUCAGUCUUUUAUGCUUAAUCUGAUAGGUUUGUUAGGGCUAUUUGCACCACAGCUUGCGAAAAUGGGUCUUAUGCCAUAUGCAGCCAGUGUAGCCUCAGAAGGGACUGUGCGGCCAAUAUCUUACAUGACUUUAUAGUGGAUAGGAAGAUACAGACCAGACUGUGCGGAUGUGAUGACUGGUCUGGAGCUAUGCUGGCUGCGUAUGGCACAAGAUGUAUGUUUGCUCAGUGUGACUCUUGUGUGAUAUGGUCCUCAUAUAAAUCAUGUUAAUUAUAUUCUAACUGCACAAUAGAUCUGUGUUUUCUCGUAUUACCUAAUAUAAACGGAAUUCCCCAAUUACUAAGAUUGUUUAUAGUGUAAUAGCCAAUUCACUCCAUUAAAAUGCUAGAAGAAUAUGGCAGAAAAUAUUGACAUAAUUGUUAACAAAUAGGACUACAUCUGAUGUAAGUUGGCUAGUUAAGUUUUUUUUUAAAUAAUGCAGUAUAACUGAAACAAGAACACUGGUCAUUAUUUAAAGUUACCUACCGAUAUUUGUAACCAAACUGUACUAUAUUUACAAGAAAAGAAGGAACAUAUAUUUUGAAAUUGUUCUAAUGAUAAAUGAAGAAAAAUAAAGUUAAGAUAAGAAA